AUGACCACAAAGGGGGGGAAGGAGCCUGAGUCAGGAUCUACAUCAGAGGCCAAAGGGUCGCAUCACAAGGCUGAUGAACCAGAGGACGAUGAUGAUGACAAUAGCUUGGAUGAGACCCUCUCCAACUUCUCGUCGGUCUCGGAGGAUUCAUUACCACCGAUCCACGCCUUCGGCUUCACAUACCACGGCUCCGGCCGCAUCCUCUGGCCCAAUGAUGAAGCCGGUGGUAGGGUGAUGGACCUGCAGCACAACCUGUGGAAGAGCUGCCUGGGCGGCAAUCUCACCGACACACGGCUCCCCAUCGAGAAACCCAAUUUUGCCGAGCCCAGUUUCCACAUUCUCGAUGUGGGCACCGGGACCGGCAUCUGGGCCAUUGAGAUGGCACUCCGCUACCCCCAGGCCACCAUCCUCGGCAUGGACAUCAGCAGCAGCCUGCUCCCGAAAGACGUGCCCUCCAAUCUGACAUUCGAAGUCGCCGACAUCACUGAGGAGCCCUGGCCCCCACGCCUCUACGACUUCAUUCACAUGCGCAACAUCUGCCAGGGUGGUAUCCGCGACUGGCAAGCGCUGAUCACGAACGCCUACAACCACCUGCGGCCCGGAGGCCACCUCGAGUUCACCCUCUACAAGCCUCGCUUCUUCGGCGUCGACCCUGCACAGACUGACCUGCCGUCGGGGGAGCUCGCUGAGAUCGGGCCUGCCUGCCGGCUCUAUGAGACCCUCCUCACCACGAUGACGGAAGCCCUGGGGCUCGACUACGACCCCAUGUCCCGCAUCGUCGGGUGGCUGGGCGACCUCGGCGGCGAGAACAUCCGUGAGCGCACGUAUUGGGUGCCUCUCCACAGUCCUCGGGAUGUGGUCAUGCGCGAGAGGAGCGAGCUCAUGCGUCAGGUUUUCCUGUACGGCAUGGACCAGUUCAAUCUCAUGCUCUUCGACCGAAAUGGCUGGAGCGAGUCCGAUACGAGGGACUUGAUAGACCAGGUGAAUAAGGAGGUCCAGGACCCGAAGCUUCGAAGCUCCGUCAGAUUGGCGUUUAUUACAGCAAAGAAACCGCUGGUACCUCGGUCAGCGGCAGGCUCUUCAGAUGAUUAG
Clonostachys rhizophaga is the source of this 1092-nucleotide messenger RNA. The record is from the annotation of a GenBank genome assembly. NCBI's taxonomy places the organism in Eukaryota, Fungi, Ascomycota, Sordariomycetes, Hypocreales, Bionectriaceae.